This is a messenger RNA of Lichtheimia ornata, 1095 nucleotides long. RefSeq lists its product as uncharacterized. Lineage: Eukaryota; Fungi; Mucoromycota; Mucoromycetes; Mucorales; Lichtheimiaceae. The record is from RefSeq and is a predicted model, not a curated record. The transcript has a single exon. The coding region runs from base 1 to 1095 and encodes 364 amino acids. Gene Ontology annotation, molecular function: zinc ion binding; nucleic acid binding.
AUGGCUCUUCCCCGUAAACCUAAAAAAUCAGUGGAUGGGAAACCAUCCCACGAUAAACCCAUAUCGUAUGCCUCCCUCGCCACCAACCAUCGGGAACCUGUAGUUCUUUUCUCGCAAAGUAAGCAUAGUCGACAAGUAUGGAGACGUGCCGAAAAUCCCCAUUCUCUACUUUUUGAUAUAUCCCGUUUACAAAUAACAGACACCGAAUUCCGGCGAGCUGUUGGACAAUCACCAUUAAAACAAGGUGCACAUGGUAUAGUCGUGCAUCGCACUCGAUCCUAUGCCAUUGCUGAAGUUGCCUUCGAAACCCAAGCUAUCGCUGACAAACUCAUACAACAACCUGUAACCCUUGAUGAUGGAUCCAAAAUUUUCGGCUCUCAUCCCAUCCCAGAUGAAUGGGACGUCGUCAAAAUUAACCUCACCCAUAUUCCUCUGUAUACAAGAUCAAUUCUCUCCUCGUCAAUCCCUGCAGCUCUCAAACCUUUUGGACAACUACUUGAACUCGGCAUAUACCUCGAACAAGAUUUUUUCACUGGCAAAGGUUACGCCUACAUCAACACCAAUCCCAAACACGAAACCAAAAACAACGUUUUCCAUGUACCACCUCAACAACUAGUCCACUCUGUUACUGUAUCACGCAAUGAUGGGUCGUACCCAUCUCGUAUGUUCGCCACCUGGUCCAAGAUGCCAUUGUAUUGUCGCUACUGCCAUUGCUCGGGACACACUCGCCUUCAAUGUACCCAAAAACCUCAACCACGCUGUCACUUCUGCCAAGAACUCGGCCAUGUUCGCAAAGAUUGCCCUAUUAAACAAGGAAAGACACCUGCCCCUGAAUCCACUACAUCGGAUCAAGCAAACCUUAAUCACGAUACCACCACAGCAAGCUUUACAUAUCGAACCAAUAGCAAACGCCAACGAAACUUUUCUCCAUCCCAUUCACCUCCUUUGAACUUCACACCAAUCCCUGUAACGGAUAACAGUAGCGCUCCGGCUACAACUUCUACCUCACCACCAAACCAGCAAUGCCCUCCACCUAAUGACAAGCAGCCUGACAUUUCGUCCACAAAAUGUGAAACGGAUGAUAUGGUGACUUAA